Molecule: messenger RNA, 2651 nt
Organism: Sebastes umbrosus (honeycomb rockfish)
Lineage: Eukaryota; Metazoa; Chordata; Actinopteri; Perciformes; Sebastidae
Product: beta-1,4-galactosyltransferase 1-like
Exons: 2
Coding region: 874-1938 (354 amino acids)
Biological process (GO): carbohydrate metabolic process; protein N-linked glycosylation
Molecular function (GO): beta-N-acetylglucosaminylglycopeptide beta-1,4-galactosyltransferase activity; cytoskeletal protein binding
Source: RefSeq, a predicted model, not a curated record
GGAAGUCAACUGCAACGUGUGUCACUUCAGUAACAUUCCGCGGAAGAGAAUUACCGCAGACGGAAAUACCCUAAAUCUUGUUCGACUUGUCAAGCGACCACCCUGUCCGGAAGGCUGCAGUGUUUUAAAGGUUUAGACCUCCAAGGAAAGGCUGUUUCUGCAAGAAUAGUGGCAACAGACAGAAUCUCAGGGACGUCUAUGCGUUUUAAGGGGCAAGUGUGGACAAGUUUCAGCACCUGGGACUCUGAAGGAUCUCGCUGACGACGUGUGUCAGGAUUGAGAGCUUCUUUGAGGACUUCUUGAAGAGUUGUUGAGGGUAACCUGCUGGUCUGCCAAGUUUCACACAGGACACUCUGGACGUUCAGUAUUGUCAAUCCACCACCACUAGAGGGCCCAGUGUGACAACAUACAGGAAGUAUCAUUAUUGCUUCUUUAAAGUAGUUAUACUGUAUUUUUUUUAAGACCAUUUAGCCAAUAAUUGAGUAUUUCUUUCCAUCGGUACGCUACUUUUGGGUUUUGAUAUGAUUUCAUAUAAAUGAAGUCUGAAAGUACUUGGUAGAUAAUAUACAAAUUAAAAGAACUGAUAUAAUAGUAUUGUAGACAGACAGACAGUAUAAUACAGUUUUAAUUGAAUCAUGAGUCAUUCAAUUCUGGGAAAUCAAAAGGAAACAAAUGGAAAAGAAAAUCAUGAUUAAUUAUUAACAACAGGUAUAAGGCCCACCUGAUCAGCUGACGUGAACAAGGAAGUAGUAAAUAAAACCUGUCUGGCCGCUCUUUUGUUUGGAAUACCUCAGACUUGCAAAGUGACACACAGGUAGAGGAGCUGUACAGGAGCUGUUGAGUGUACAGUGCUCGACUUCAGCGGCAGCAAAAAUGUUGCGAAAUCUCUUUCGUAGCCUGGUAAUCCUUGCUUUUAUCAGUGUGGCAUGUUUUAUUGUGGCUCUAUAUUACUCCGAGGGCUACACUUCAUUUUUAUUUGAAAGGCAAUAUCCUAUGGGAAAUGGAAACAACACACUUUCCCGGGUGACAGAGGAACUUGUUCAAAAGAACGCUGAAGCCUCAAACGCCAGCAAAGCACAGACACAAGUGCCACCCACUACGAGCAAGAUUUUGGGGCCCUGCCCUGUCACCCCUCCGAAUCUUGUGGGUGCACUCCAUGUGGAGUUUGAGUCUCAACGGACUAUGGAUUGGGUGAAAAAGGAGGUCGGCGGUCCGCUCAAGGAAGGAGGACGGUACAAGCCACCAGACUGUAUCGCCAAACAGAAGGUGGCGAUCAUCAUCGCAUUCCGAAAUCGACAUGAGCACAUGAAGCAUUGGCUGUACUACCUCCAUCCUAUAUUGAUACGACAGCAGUUGGACUACACAGUGUAUAUCAUCAACCAGGAUGGAGAGGGAAUUUUCAACCGGGCUAAACUGAUGAAUGUAGGCAGCGUGGAAGCACUGAAGGAAUAUGAUUACGAUUGCUUUGUCUUCUCCGACAUAGAUUUGGUUCCUAUGGAUGACCGUAACCUCUAUAGGUGUUUUGACAAUCCUCGACACUUGGCUGUGGGUAUGGACAAAUUCAACUUCCACUUACCCUACAGAGACUUCUUUGGUGGGGUUUCUUCAUUGUCUAAGGACCAGUUCUUGAAGAUCAACGGCUUCCCGAACACUUACUGGGGCUGGGGUGGCGAAGAUGACGAUAUCUUUCGGCGAGUUUACUCCCGUGGAAUGUCCAUUUCUCGACCUGACUCGCUGAUGGGAAAAUACAGGAUGAUCAAACAUAAGAGAGACUUGCACAAUGAGCCUAAUCCAAAGAAUCCCGACAAACUGAGUCAUGCCAGUCAGUCAAUGAAAACAGAUGGGCUUAAUUCCCUCAAAUACACAGUCAAGGAGAUUGUGAGGGAUCUACUGUACACUUUUAUCACAGUGGAUAUUGAGGCUCCGCUAAAGGUUUAGAAAGAAGGCUUCCAGAAGGGUUGUCUUAUGGGGACAAGCCAAAGAACACAUCUAGUUUUCCAGUUACACCUUUAUUUUUUAAGAGUGUAAGCUGAAUGAGGAUGAAACCUGUGGAUCUAGAACUGCUGUUGACUGCCGAUUCACUGGUGUUACAGUCUCAAGACUGAAACUGGCAAUUCUUAAAAUCCCUGUAAAUCUGGUUUGUCAGGAAAUCUUAUCUCUUAUCUGACGUAGGGUUGGUAUGUGUCUUGGUAUAGGGAUAUGCAAACCUGCUUGUGUGUUUGUUUGUGUGUGUGUGUGUGUGUGUCCAAGUGAACUAAAGUGAAUGCAAUGCAUGUUUAUGAAUAUGAAGUAUAGAGAUAGAUUUUUUCUAGUUUUGUUUUCAGUUGCUUUGGCACAAUGAAAGUUGUUACUCUCAAAAUAGGAUGUGAAACAUUCUGCACCUGUACAGUAAUUUCUGAUUGCUUUCACACAUUAUUCAAAUGUAGAAGUACAAGAAUCUUUAAAUGAACCAGUGAUGCGUUAAGCUACUCUUGGUGAGGGAUUCAGACACAACAGCUUUGCAAAUGUUACGUCCAGUUGAUUUGUAUAUACUGUAUGGCCAGACAUGAGUGUUGUCCAAUGAGGUGGUGAAGGGGUUUUAGAUUUUAUGUCUCAUUUACACACAUAUUUUCUAAAUUUCAUGAUUUUGUAUCGAGACUAUGCAAUAACAA